Molecule: messenger RNA, 1559 nt
Organism: Abrus precatorius (Indian licorice)
Lineage: Eukaryota; Viridiplantae; Streptophyta; Magnoliopsida; Fabales; Fabaceae
Product: fructan 6-exohydrolase
Exons: 5
Coding region: 6-1559 (517 amino acids)
Biological process (GO): carbohydrate metabolic process
Molecular function (GO): hydrolase activity, hydrolyzing O-glycosyl compounds
Source: RefSeq, a predicted model, not a curated record
GACCUAUGUACUACAAAGGAGUUUACCACCUUUUUUACCAACAUAACCCUUAUGCAGCAACCUUUGGCGAUAACAUAGUAUGGGGUCACUCUGUGUCUUAUGAUCUUGUGAACUGGAUUCAUCUAAACAAUGCUAUUGAACCAAGUGAGGUAUAUGACAUCAAUAGCUGCUGGUCUGGCUCAGCCACAAUCCUCCCAGAUGAAAAACCUGUAAUCAUGUAUACUGGGAUUGCUGACAACAAACAUCAAGUUCAGAACUUGGCCAUGCCAAAGAAUCUAUCAGACCCGUUCUUAAGGGAGUGGAUCAAACACACUCAAAACCCUGUAUUAACUCCACCUAGUGGAGCUGAAGUAGACAAUUUUAGAGACCCUUCAACUGCUUGGCAUGGAAGGGAUGGAAAAUGGAGAGUAAUCAUUGGUGCUCAAAACGGUGAUGAAGGAAAGGCUAUUCUCUACCAAAGUGAAGACUUUGUUAAUUGGAAAGUAGAUCCUAACCCUUUUUAUGCAUCAGACAACACUGGAGUAUGUGAAUGUCCUGACUUCUUUCCUGUAUCCAUCAAUGGCACGAAUGGGGUGGACACAUCUGUUCAAAAUCCAAGUGUUAGGCAUGUCAUGAAGAUAGGGUACCUAAGAAUACAACAUGAUUACUAUUUUCUUGGUAAAUAUCUCUCUGAUCAGGAUAAGUUUAUUGCAGAUACUAAAUUUACAGGAACUAGUUUGGACUUGAGGUACGACUAUGGUAAAUUUUAUGCUUCCAAGUCAUUUUUUGACUAUGCCAAGAACAGGAGGAUAUUAUGGGGUUGGGUAAACGAAUCUGACACCACACAAGAUGAUAUUAUGAAAGGAUGGGCUGGUGUUCAGGCCAUUCCUAGACAGGUCUGGCUUGAUAAUGAGAGUGGAAAGCAAUUGAUACAAUGGCCAAUUGAAGAAGUAGAAAAACUACGUGGCAAGAAAUUCAGUAUUAACCAAGAGAACCUCAUCAGUGGAUCAAUUCUUGAAGUUUCAGGUAUCACUGCUUCACAGGCUGAUGUAGAGGCAGAGUUUGAGCUACCCGAAUUAGAAAGUGCGGAGCCCUUAGAUGCUAAAAGGGUUGAUCCCCAACUGCUAUGUGGUGAAGAAUAUGCAUCAAGAAGUGGCAUAAUAGGGCCAUUUGGUUUAUCAGCUUUAGCCUCAGACGACUUAAGAGAACAGACUGUAAUCUUCUUUCGAAUAUAUAAAGCUUCAAACAAAUAUACAGGCCUAAUGUGCAGUGAUCAGAGCAGGUCUUCACUGAGGAAGGACCUUGAUAAAACGACAUAUGGAACUUUCUUUGAUGUAGAUCCCAACCUCAGAAGGAUUUCACUCAGAAGCUUGAUUGACCACUCCAUUAUUGAAAGCUUUGGUGAGGGAGGGAGAGUUUGUAUCACCAGUAGAGUUUAUCCCUUAAUGGCUACUGGCCAAGAAGCUCAUCUUUAUGUAUUUAACAAUGGAACCAAGAGUGUGCUAAUCUCAAAACUGAAUGCUUGGUCCAUGAAGAAAGCAGAGAUUGGCCACCAGAAAAGCAUAAGCUACAUCCUGUAG